Sitophilus oryzae (rice weevil) is the source of this 2705-nucleotide messenger RNA. Its product is annotated as leucyl-cystinyl aminopeptidase-like. Gene Ontology annotation, cellular component: cytoplasm. Gene Ontology annotation, molecular function: peptide binding; zinc ion binding; metalloaminopeptidase activity. Gene Ontology annotation, biological process: proteolysis; peptide catabolic process. Bases 111 to 2231 code for a protein of 706 amino acids. The transcript is spliced from 14 exons. Lineage: Eukaryota; Metazoa; Arthropoda; Insecta; Coleoptera; Curculionidae. The record is from RefSeq and is a predicted model, not a curated record.
AAAGAAAAUAAAACCACAAGAAACAACAAAAAAGAGAUGUUAAAAAUUGUUGAAUCCAUGUCGCCUACAGUUACGUGUAUUAAUAUUGUACAGUGAGGUAGCGAAAAAAUAUGAAAUUAAUUUUUAGUUAUGCUGUCUUAAGUUAUUUUUUGCUUGGAAGUGAUGCUCAUCGCUUAUCCAGACUUAUUGAGCCCAUUAACUACAACAUCAAGCUUCGACCAAACCUUGACAGCGACUAUUUCAAUGGAGUAGCCAAUAUAACCUUAAAAAUAUCAGGAAAUCACAGCAACAUAACCUUACAUUCCAGUUGUCUUAAUAUGUCUAAAGCGCACGCCAAUGGAGUAGAUUUACGAAUUAAACAAUUGCCUUAUGAACGUAUUUCAGUAGCCUAUCGGAAUGGUGGAAUAUUUCAACCAGGAGUAUAUAGUUUUUUCUUUAAAUUUGUCGGAAAAUAUGGGGUAUAUGGAUUAAAUAAAACUGAGUAUGGAAUUAAGAAUGACACAAGAGUGAUAGUUGUCAACGAGUUUGAACCAUACGGUGCUAGAAAAGCAUUCCCUUGUUUCGAUGAACCAUAUUUUAAAGCAACAUUUAGUAUACGUUUAGUGUCACCAAAUGACAGCUACUACUGCGUAUCUAACAUGCCUCAGAUUAGAAUUAAUUCUUCAUCGGACGGCACUGUAUACCACUUCGCAACGACUCCCAAAAUGUCCACUUAUUUGGUAUCGCUGGCAGUGACAGAUUCAGCUAAUUUUACCCGCCAUUUUCAGUACCGGAACAGAAAUUUUUCGACAACAAUAUACAGUUACAAUGCUAGCAAUACCAACAACAAUGAGGUUAUUGAAUUUGCCCAAGCGGCUCUUGAGAUUUUCACUGACUACACUGGAAUUGAAUAUCCUUUGCCAAAACUCGAUAUGAUUGAAUAUAAGAAGGCCAAGGGACUGGGAACAGAAUUAUGGGGUCUGAUACAGUUCAAGAUGGGCUUAUUGAAUCAAAACCUGGAAACUUACAACAAACAUGAGCGAGGUUUUGUGAUUUUCCACGAGGUGACACACUCAUGGUUUGGAAAUUUAGUAACCAACGACGGAUGGAAUCAUCUUUGGCUGCAAGAAGGCUUGACUACCUAUAUGUCGACCAAAUAUUUCAAUCAGUACUUCAACGUGACACUACAACCACACAACGUAUUCGAUCUAAGCAAUCUAUUCUAUGAAGAUAAAUCCAAGCCUUUGCCACUUGUAACCUAUCCGGAUCAAAUCACAGAAAAAGACCUUUUUAGAAAUGCAGUUUAUUCAAAAGGUGGUGCAAUAUUUCAAGUGCUGGAAACGGUUAUGGGUCCAGAAGCUUUCCAGAAUGUUAUCAGGAGGUAUUUAAAGAAAUUCUCUUAUGGAUCUACCACGACAGACGAUAUUAUCAAAGAAUUCUCCAAAGAAAAACCUGAGUUGGAUAUAAAGUCUUUUAUGGAAACCCACUUAUACCAAUCUGGAUUGCCUGUGUUGAGUCUUGAUGAGAGUUCUGAAGGUUAUAUUGUCACUCAGCAUGAUAUAUACAACGGAACAAGAAAAUGGACUAUACCAAUUUCGUAUAUGCAAAGGAAUGUAACUGGACACAUAUGGUUUGACAAAGAUUCAAAAUCAGUUACUAUUCCUCGUGUUGCUGAUGCUGGGAAAGUGGCAGGAAGAAAAGAUUGGAUCCUGUUAAAUAUCGCAGACUCCCGAGGGAUGUACGCAGUCAACUACACAGAAAAAAUCUGGGACGCCUUGCUAGAUUCUAUAGAGGAUCUGCCUGAUGAUGAAGUAGAAAAUUUAGCUGAAAACACACUAAUAUUGUAUAUGAACGAGGUGAUCAACUGCGAUGUGAUCUUGAAUCUACAGGAAAUACUUCCAAAAUGUAUCAAGUCAACAUUUCGAGACCCUGUAUUGACAGUCUUAGAAGAUAUCAUCUGUUAUCCUGAUGAAUUUCAAUUAGCUUAUGACAAAAUCAAGGGAAAUAUAGAUUUCAAUGAAGAUGUACUGAUGCUUAGAGGAAUGGAUUGCAUAGUUAAAGGUGACAUUAUGGACAUAUUGGCACUGACCAAUUCUGGAAUCAACUUUAUACUAUACUGUACGAUGUCCAGGCAGUUCAGAGUGACGUUUAAAGAAGUGUUUUUAAGGCCCUUAUUGCAUAGACUGCGUCCUGGAUCGCGAUAUUCCAAUAUGGACAAAAGUGGAGAAAAAACACUGAUUUCGGCAGUUUAGGAGAUAAGAAAGUCAUUCAACAAGGAAAGGGUGAUUUAAUACUAUAAUAUUCUUCCAAGUCAUUAUUCAUCAUCAUUAUCAUCAUAUUUGCAGAUAUGUAUACAGCAUCAGUCUUAUAACGAACAAACGAAGCACUAUUGUAUAGAGAUAUAAAUUAAAUUAAAAAACACCCUGUAUACUUACAGUCAUUGAAAAUGAAUUCCUUUUUAUUUAAUUAUUUAGUAAAUAAAUGUGAAUUUCAAAAUUUCUAAAUAUUGAGCCCUUUUUAGGAAUUUUGAAACAACGAAAUAAAACCUUGUCAAAUUACUAAGCUCAAUAUUUGAACUGUGUCAAUAAUAACUCAAGAAUUUAAACAUAAAUAAUGCAAUGUUAAGAUUUUUUGUUAUAACUAAUAAUGUAAUACGUUUUGUUUAGAAUAAUUAUUAUUACGUGUAAUAAUUGUAAAUAAAAUGUAAUAAAUAGUGUAUAUUUUGU